This is a messenger RNA of Priapulus caudatus, 1039 nucleotides long. RefSeq names its product nuclear respiratory factor 1-like. The coding region runs from base 1 to 678 and encodes 225 amino acids. Gene Ontology annotation, molecular function: DNA-binding transcription factor activity, RNA polymerase II-specific; RNA polymerase II cis-regulatory region sequence-specific DNA binding. The record is from RefSeq and is a predicted model, not a curated record. Lineage: Eukaryota; Metazoa; Priapulida; Priapulimorpha; Priapulimorphida; Priapulidae. The transcript is spliced from 8 exons. Gene Ontology annotation, biological process: regulation of transcription by RNA polymerase II. Gene Ontology annotation, cellular component: nucleus.
AUGGAGGAUAGACGAGCUCAGCUGCGGGCCUUCAUCCCGAUGAUGCUGAAGUACAGCACGGGCCGCGGCAAGCCCGGCUGGGGGCGCCCGUCUACGCGGCCCGUCUGGUGGCCCGACGAUCUGCCGUGGGCUAAUGUGAGGAGCGAUGUGCGCACCGAGGAGGAGAAGCAGAGGGUGCCGUGGACCCAGGCUCUUCGCACGAUCGUGAAAAACUGCUACAAGCACCACGGCCGCGAGGACCUUCUCAUCGAGUUCAAGGAGGAGGGCAUCGACAGAGGAAACCAUCAGCCGCACCACAUGCCCUCCACAGCCCACCAGGUGACACACUACUCGCCGACGAUGGUGCAAACAAUCAACAAUCCCGAUGGCACGGUGUCCAUCAUACAGGUGGACCCGGGCAACGACGAUUGGGUUGACGCUGCAGCAUGGAACACAGGACUCAAAGUGCAGACGUAUUCACAGAUCAACACGGCUCACAGGUGGAGGCGCCGCAGGCAGUGCAGACGCUCGCGGACGUUGCCGCAGGCGACGCAGCACGGAGUCGCCUCGACCUCAGCCACCACACGGAGUCACGAUCAGCGAGGAUGGCCAGCUGAUAUUGUCCGGCGAGGCGCUCACCCGCAGACCCGAACACAGGUGUCGUCACGAUUCCUGUCUCCAUGUACCAGACGGUGGUGAGUCACAUGGGCCACCUCGGGGAAGGGCAGAUAGUGCCGGUGUGCAUGCCUAUAGUCACCACUGCCGGCAACACUAACGCUACCUCAUCACAGGUUGCCAUGGCGACGCACGCGCAGCCGCUGGAGAUGGGUCAGGGCGACGUCCCUCACGCGACCAACGCCGUCGAAGUGAUGUCCGUCGACGCGAGCAACUGACAGAUGGCGCCACCGAUCGACGCCGGCGGCAGCGCUCAGUCGUCGACGCGGCCGCCCGGCCGCCAUGUUUGAUCUCAACGCUCGCACGCUGAGGCGCCCCCUGGCCACAGUCGGGCGCUACCUAGCCUUAAAGAGUGUGGAGAGUGAGAAACAGAGUACUAGUGAGA